CCUGCCUGUCCACGCACACCCCAUGCAGCCCGCCAGCACACCCACCAUGGAGUCCAGAGGCAAGUCGACCAGCAGCCCCAAGGCCGACACCAAGGCUGCUGCUGAGGCCCGAGCACCCACCGCUGCAGAUGGGAAAGCCCCCUCGGCUAAGCCAGGGAAGAAGGAGGCCCAAGUGGAGAAGCAGGAGCCUCCGGCGGCCCCCACCCUGCCACCUGCCAAGAAGACCCCGGCCAAGGCAGACCCUGCCCUCCUCAACAACCACAGCAACCUGAAGCCGGCCCCCGCAGCCCCCAGCAGCCCCGAUGCAGCCCCCGAGCCCAAGGGCCCUGGGGAUGGGGCUGAGGAGGGCGAGGCCCCCAGCGGGGGCCCAGGGGGCCAAGACCCCUGCCCUUUCGAGAACUUGACCCCCCUGUUUGUGGCUGGGGGCAUGGCUGUGGCAGCUGCAGCCCUGAUUCUUGGUGUGGCCUUCCUGGUCCGAAAGAAAUGAUGGCUGGUGCCCAGGUGGGGGCACAGCCACUUCCUGUACAGACCUCGGGAAUCUAGUGCAUGCCAAGUUCACACACAGCUAUCUAUACAUACGUAAUACAUAUACUUGUGUACCCCCCAUAUACACGCAGAGGAAGAGAGAGAGGGACAGGCCCCCUGCCAACAGUGGAAACCAACCUCCCUCGGUCGGUCAGUCCCCAGCACUUUCCCCUCCGAACCUGGGGGCAGAAGGAGCCCAGGCUCUGUGGGUUACAGAGCAGCACGGGUGGAG
This is a messenger RNA of Balaenoptera ricei (Rice's whale), 757 nucleotides long. It is a transcript of the gene CEND1, whose product is annotated as cell cycle exit and neuronal differentiation 1. Lineage: Eukaryota; Metazoa; Chordata; Mammalia; Artiodactyla; Balaenopteridae. Bases 23 to 487 code for a protein of 154 amino acids. The transcript has a single exon. Gene Ontology annotation, biological process: radial glia guided migration of cerebellar granule cell; cerebellar granular layer maturation; cerebellum development. The record is from RefSeq and is a predicted model, not a curated record.